Molecule: messenger RNA, 942 nt
Organism: Haplochromis burtoni (Burton's mouthbrooder)
Lineage: Eukaryota; Metazoa; Chordata; Actinopteri; Cichliformes; Cichlidae
Product: olfactory receptor 6N1-like
Exons: 1
Coding region: 1-942 (313 amino acids)
Biological process (GO): G protein-coupled receptor signaling pathway
Cellular component (GO): membrane
Molecular function (GO): G protein-coupled receptor activity; olfactory receptor activity
Source: RefSeq, a predicted model, not a curated record
AUGAAUACGUCUAGUAUAGUUGUGUUUUCUCUGACUGGUUUCAGUGCAACUGUGAACUACAGAGUCACACUUUUCUCUCUCACUUUGCUGUGUUAUUUUCUCAUUUUGAUGGUAAACAUAUCUCUUAUUUUAACUAUAAUAUCAGAUCAAAACCUACAUGAACCCAUGUAUAUAUUUUUGUGUUCCUUGUGUAUUAAUGGACUUUAUGGGACUGCUGGGUUUUUUCCCAGAUUUGCCUUUGAUCUGUUGUCUGACACACAUCUAAUCUCAUAUGUUGGAUGCCUUUUGCAAGUGUUUGUUAUAUAUUCAAAUGCAAAGGUUGACUACUCUACUUUAGUCCUAAUGGCUUAUGACAGAUAUUUGGCCAUAUGUAGACCACUGGAGUAUCACUCUGUAAUGUCUGUACGAAGGACUGUGGUGUUAGUCACUCUGUCCUGGCUUGUUCCUCUCUGCUUUGAGACUCUCGUCAUAAGCUUAACGUCAACACUUAAAUUAUGUGGCUCCAACAUAAACAAGCUUUACUGUGAGAACUGGUCAAUUGUCAAACUUGCUUGUGGUUCAACAAAAGUGAAUGACAUUGUCGGGCUGAUUUUCAUCACCUUUUAUUGUUGUCAUGUUGUCUGCAUUGCAUGUUCAUAUGUGCAGCUUGUUAAUGUAGCUUUAAAAUCUCGAGCAGGUAGGAAAAAGUUCACACAGACUUGUGCGCCACAUUUAUUUUGUCUGCUGAAUGUCACGACUGCUUUGCUUUUUGAUCUCAUGUUCUCGAGGUAUGGAUCAGCAUCUCUGCCACAGCAUUUAAAGAACUUCAUGGCCAUUGAAUUCCUCAUCAUCCCUCCUAUUUUAAAUCCAGUUUGUUACGGUUGGGUCCUGACUAAAAUUCGAAGGCGAAUGAUAUUUUUGUGUAGGCUAGCAUAUCAAAGAUUCGGUGUAAAAAGCCAAUAG